CUGUUCUUCCCCAUUAGCUUUCUCUGUUUUUGGCUGUGCAAAAGCGUUUUACUCAACUGCAUCAUAUAUACACACACACACAUAUAUAUAUAUGUAUUGGAAAUUGGCGUGGCCUCGUAUUUGAAAACUUGCUCUUUUUGAUUGUGUGUUUUCCCCCGGCUUUGCACUCUACCACGCUUUUUUCGUGUGUUCCAUCUCGCUCUCUCUCUCUCAUAGACACACACACACUCCCCUCUCUAUAUGAAGACUCGCUUACUACUCGCACUCGGAUGCAUUCUCUUGCACUCGGCAUUGGCACAAUUCCCAGACCCCUCCAUCGAGUACGGCUAUGCCCUCAUUUACAACUCUCAGCCACUCACCCACGACACCCUGGGCGCGACAAGCAAUAGUCAAAAGAACUCGCCCCUCGUUAUUGGCAUCUUUUCAAAUGCCCCUGCAGUAAAGGGCGAUAUCGUGCCGUUUGCUGGAAUGCCUUUGCCUGGGGACAAUGCAGAGGGCCUGCUGAUUCACUAUAAUGACGGAUGCACACCCGCCCCAAACAUUAGCCUUCCUCUCGAUAAGCCAACUAAUCGAUUUGUCGGGCUCUUGAAUGCAACCAGUCCCGUCGCUCCCUGCCCCUUUCCUCAGCGCAUUACAGAUACCAUCACCCAUCUCAAAGCUCACAAUGGCGUCGGGCUCGUUGUGUACGGCGACGGAAGGCAUCCCGUUAUCCGGUCCGCCAUCACCGCUUCUUGGCCCACUGAAUUCGCUUUGCCAACCUAUUUCAUAGACAUGGGACUGGGUGGAUUCUUGGAAAAUUUCAUGGGCUCCACCGUCAAUGGAAGCGAGUUCAAGUUUGGCCCAGAUCAGAGCGUGCCGCUAGUGGUUGGCCAGCCCUUUCCCCCCAAUUUCCCUCUCCCCGCCCAACAACAGCUGGUCAAUAUCAUGGUGAGAAUUGCCCUCCGCCGCGGCUCCCAAUCCCCCUUUCCCCCUCUCUGGAAAUUUGCCCUUGUUUCCCUCGCCAUCUUUACCGGUCUGUCUAUCCCUGCCGCCUACUUUUUACGACGCCGCGCCGCGCGGCAACUCCGCGGCCCUCUCCCCGGCCAACCGCCCGCGCCCACCCUCCUUUCAGCCUCCCACCUCCAACACCAUCCGCUGGUCGUCUUUGGCGACCUCCCUGAUGCCGCCACAAUAGAUCCAACCUGCUCCAUUUGCCUGGACGUGUACAGUCCCACGACCAUGGUCCGCAAACUCGUCCCCUGCGGACACGUCUUUCACCCGUCGUGCGUCGAUCGAUGGGUCACGGAAGUAGCGGGCGUAUGUCCCCUCUGUCGCGUGGAUCUGGUUGGCAAAGGAGCGGAACAAGUUGUACCCGUGCGGUGGUGGACGCGCGUUUGGCGCAAGCUGACGAGACGCAAUGGGACGCCAACUGCCGUGGAUGUGGAAUUGCAGAGCGUCGCUAUCCUUCCUACUGCUGGUCCGGGCUCGAAUGGAACGGCGAUACCCGGGACCGUGAACGACCAUGUCGACCAUGGUGAAAACGCUAAUGUGCAUGUGGACCAUGAACCGACACCCCCACCCCCGGCUGUCACUGCGUUACGGGACCCACCUGUAUAAUUUAUCCCAUUUUCUGUGUAUAGAAUAUUGCUUAUGUGUGUGUAUGAGUGUACCUAGGAGAUUAUAUAUUUUCGAGUGUUGGGACGGGGGAUUCUCAAAACGAACAUUUUUUUUUUUUUUUUUUAAUAAAAGAUGUUGAGAAUUGA
Molecule: messenger RNA, 1742 nt
Organism: Spizellomyces punctatus DAOM BR117
Lineage: Eukaryota; Fungi; Chytridiomycota; Chytridiomycetes; Spizellomycetales; Spizellomycetaceae
Exons: 2
Coding region: 241-1596 (451 amino acids)
Source: RefSeq, a predicted model, not a curated record